Molecule: messenger RNA, 1171 nt
Organism: Trematomus bernacchii (emerald rockcod)
Lineage: Eukaryota; Metazoa; Chordata; Actinopteri; Perciformes; Nototheniidae
Product: G2/M phase-specific E3 ubiquitin-protein ligase-like
Exons: 3
Coding region: 212-721 (169 amino acids)
Cellular component (GO): nucleus
Molecular function (GO): ubiquitin-protein transferase activity
Source: RefSeq, a predicted model, not a curated record
CCCCCGACUGCACUCGGCUACACUCGUCUACUUUCGAUGCAAGCAGCAGCUCAUCUCAAACUUUCUUUUUUGUUUUGUUUGUAGGUGUCAGAUGUUCUUCUUUGAAUGACCUCUCACCACAGAACCACUCCAAGAUGUUCUUGCAAAUGCAGGGUGUCUCAGGCCUUUGAAAUCCAUAGAAGACAGAGACCUGUUGGUCCAAGACAUUACCAUGUUCCAGGUGGUCCACAGAGUUGCAGGAGCAUUUGAAAGAUUUAAGGAGGGGCUAAAGGUCCUUGGCGUUCUAGAUGCAAUUAAAAUGCAUCCAGAAAGUUUCCGGCCUUUGAUGUGCCACGAACCAUCGGCUCUCACUGCUGACGUAAUGGACCAUCUAUUCCAUAUCCUGCUGUCUGAAGUGGGAAGCAACAAAAGAAGGACAGAGGAAGUUGUGGUACCCUUUUGGAGGGAUUACCUGCAGGAUGUGGAAGAUCAAGAGGGACCACCAAAGUUAGGGAAAAUCCUUGCCUUUGCAACAGGUGCAAGUGUCAUCCCUCCAGUUGGCUUCUCUCCUCAGCCAUCAAUUGAUUUCCUGCAUGGGCAUCCCUCCAGCCCCAAACAGCGUCUGCCCAUGGCGAACACUUGCAUAAACUGCCUGAAGUUGCCGCUGCUUGAGACUUAUGAUGAUUUUAAAGAGUGCAUGGACUUUGCACUAGGUAACACACAGGGUUUUGGAAGAGAGUAAUGGGAACAUUAUGUUCGUUCCAUCUACCUCGUUCAGGAGGUUUCAGCCAGGUUCUUGAAGCAAUGUGAACAACAAUUUUUGUUUUUAAUUUUAGCGAAGUGCAAAAAAACAUUAUUCUUUAAAAGUCACUUUUAUUAUUUAUCAACCAUUGUACAUUGCUUUAUUAGUGCUGACUGAGUAACUGGGCACAUCAUUAAGGUAUUAUGGCCCAGUGGUGCAACAAAUCACAUAAAUAUAUAACUUACUUUCAGUCUGUUUAAAAACAAACAGUGCUUGUUUUGUUACUUUAAGUGUGAACCAUUUCCAGUGUUUACUGUUCACUAAGAACAUUCACCAGAACUAAAAAAAAUGAUAUGCCGUGAUUACCAUCAUCACUCAAAGGGUCAAAUAGUUCUUCAAUUCUGUUCAUCAUGGUUUGAUUAACAUUAAAGUCAUUUACCGGAACCACAA